Molecule: messenger RNA, 606 nt
Organism: Hibiscus syriacus
Lineage: Eukaryota; Viridiplantae; Streptophyta; Magnoliopsida; Malvales; Malvaceae
Product: triacylglycerol lipase 2-like
Exons: 3
Source: RefSeq, a predicted model, not a curated record
AACAGUUCCCUUUUGUUUAACCAACAGGAACUAGACAGCUUGGGUUACUCUGAAUUCCCACCAGGCUGGGACAUCCUUGGACCAAUUCUGGAAAAGAUAUGCAAUGAAGCAGGCACGAAUUGCUCCGAUAUAAUGACUGCUUUAACAGGUCCAAAUUGCUGUGUAAACACUUCCAAGGCAAGCGUCUUACUUAAACAUGAACCCCAGCCAACUGCAACUAAGAACAUCAUCCACUUAUCUCAAAUGAUAAGAACAGGGACCAUAGCGAUGUAUGAUUACGGCAGUGAAGAUGAGAAAAGGAAGCAGUACGGUAACUCGAGUCCACCGGUGCACGACAUGAGAAACAUCCCGAAAGAGCUUCCUCUUUUCCUCGGCUAUGGCGGUCAAGAUAUGUUAGCCGAUGUUGAAGAUGUGAAGGCUUUGCUAAAUGACCUCAAAGAUCAUGAGGAGGGUGAGCUGUUUCAAGUAUACAGCGAGGAAUAUGCACAUGCAGAUUUCGUUCUUGGUGUUAAUGCUAGCCAAGUUGUCUAUGAUCCUAUGAUUUCCUUCCUCAACCUCCAUUGACCUUCAACUUUGAGCUUUAUUUUUUAUAUAUUAUCAUUUUGU